GCCUCCCCACCCCCACCUGUCUCCUCCUCCUUCUUCUUCCUCCUCCUCCUUCUCCUCCGGCUCGUCCUCACACUGCGAAUUUCUAGAGAGAGAGAGAGAUGUCGGACGAGGAACAUCACUUCGAGUCGAAAGGAGACGCGGGUGCGUCCAAGACUUACCCGCAACAAGCUGGCACCAUCCGCAAGAAUGGCUACAUCGUCAUCAAGAAUCGCCCCUGCAAGGUUGUAGAGGUUUCUACCUCAAAAACUGGCAAGCAUGGACAUGCCAAGUGCCACUUCGUGGGGAUUGAUAUCUUCAAUGGGAAGAAACUUGAAGAUAUCGUUCCGUCGUCCCACAACUGUGAUGUUCCUCAUGUUAACCGCACUGACUAUCAGCUCAUUGAUAUCUCUGAAGAUGGUUUUGUCAGUCUUCUGACUGAAAAUGGAAACACCAAGGACGAUCUGAGGCUUCCCACCGAUGACAGUCUGCUUAGCCAGAUUAAAGAUGGGUUUGGCGAAGGAAAGGACCUUGUGGUGUCGGUCAUGUCCGCAAUGGGAGAAGAGCAGAUAUGCGCUCUCAAAGAUAUCGGUCCUAAGAACUAAAAUAAAUCGCUACUGUUCUAUUAGCCAGUCAUGGCAGCAAAACUUGUUAAUGUUUGCUAACAGAGUUAUCUUACAUUCCUAAAUCCACGAACAAAGGCUUAUUUUAGCUGUGUGAUUGUAACGAUGGGGAGUGGUGAAUCCGAUGAUAGUAAUGGCAAGAGGUACUAAUCCUCCCUGCCUGUACCUCUGUUGUAAAACCUUGCUCUCGCGGGGAUGACGAUUACGUGGUUAUGGCUUAUGGUCUUAUAUCCUGUUUUUAUUCUCAA
Messenger RNA from Syzygium oleosum, 847 nucleotides. RefSeq names its product eukaryotic translation initiation factor 5A. The record is from RefSeq and is a predicted model, not a curated record. The transcript has 5 exons. NCBI's taxonomy places the organism in Eukaryota, Viridiplantae, Streptophyta, Magnoliopsida, Myrtales, Myrtaceae. Gene Ontology annotation, molecular function: translation elongation factor activity; ribosome binding; RNA binding. Gene Ontology annotation, biological process: positive regulation of translational termination; positive regulation of translational elongation. The coding region runs from base 99 to 581 and encodes 160 amino acids.